Molecule: messenger RNA, 19783 nt
Organism: Podarcis lilfordi (Lilford's wall lizard)
Lineage: Eukaryota; Metazoa; Chordata; Lepidosauria; Squamata; Lacertidae
Source: the annotation of a GenBank genome assembly
AUGUGGCAGCAGCAGCAACAGCCGCCGCCGCCACCACCUCCUCCGCCGCCGCCCUCCUCCUCCUCGUCGUCGUCGUCGUGCUCCUCCUCCUCCUCCUCCCCGUCGCCGCCGCCGCCGCCUCCUCCUCAGCCGCAGCCGGCCGGAUCCCCGAUGGAGGCCGAGCGGGUGGCGGCGCGGGCCCAGCAGCUGCACCAGCAGGCGCUGGCCGCGGCGGCGGGAGACCAGCCGCCUCAGCCGCCCCCUCCGCCGCCGCCUCAGCAAGGCACGGCGGCGGCCUCUCAGGGCGGCCCCGGCCGCGGCGAGCUGAGCCUGCCGGGCAUCCUGCACUUCAUCCAGCACGAGUGGGCGCGCUUCGAGGCCGAGAAGAGCCGCUGGGAGGCCGAGAGGGCCGAGCUGCAGGUGAGAGGGGCCGGAGGUUACCGGGAGCCGAGGGCGCGGGGGCGGCGGGGACAGCCGCGGGGUCGCCUCUUCUUUCCUCCUCCUCCUCCUCCUCCCGCCGCUGCUGCUCCUGCCACUGCCGUCGCCAUCUUGGUGGGAAAUGGUGGCCGACGGGACUGGCGGGGGUGGGGGUGGGGGCAGGCGCGGCGCCCCCCAAGCUCCGGGGGUCACGGCUGCGGCCACGAAACGGGGGAGUCCCUGCCAGAGGAAGGCACUCUUACCCCCCAUUGCAUAGCCCCGCGAGGGGGCCUGGCAACACCGCCCCCAGCCACCCCAGUGCCCUGCAAGAUUUCUUCGUUGAAAACAGGGGCUUCCUAUCCCAUCAUCAUUAUAUAUGAUAAAUAUAUAAAUAUGCCACCGGCUUGCCCCAACAUAUAUUAAAACACUGAACAUUUAAUAACUUCCCUGUACAGAGCUGCCUUCAAAUGUCUUCUAAAGGUUGCAUAGUUACUUAUCUCCUUGGCUCUGGGGUCACAUAGCUCCAUACCCUCCAACAUUUCUCCCAUGAAAAGAGAUGAAAAAUGGGACGUUACGGGAUCAAAUCAGAAACUGGGGCUGCUUUUGUAAUUCCAGGCCUGUCCCUGGAAAUAGGGACACUUGGAGGGUCUGGGCCCCUCAGGAAGGCUGUGGGGAUUAUUCCCAUAGAAGGUGGAUCUGGGGAUAAACCCCAAAGAGUGUUUUGGGCUCCUUUCAUGUAGCAGUUAAAAUUAUGGUUUGGCGGGGAGGGGAAGAGAUACUUCCCCUCCUUCCAAAAGGUGUUCAUUGUAAGCUUUUCCAUCUAAUCUCACUCUGGACACCUUCUCAAGUACUACUUGGUGGGGAAGGCGGCUGCUUCCACUUCAAGGCCCAGGAUGCCAAGGCGGAAGAUGUGCUUAAAUCAAUGGGAAAGAGAGACUGUAAUUCCAGAAGGACUCCUGUCGUCGGUUGCCCAGACAGUACUGAGCUAGAUGGUCUGUGUCCGCUUCCUGUGCUCCUGAGGCCUUCCUUUCCAUUCUUCCAUCAGGAAUAUCCCUAUGCAAAUAGGAUGCUUCUCCUACUGUACUCUGUUAAAAAGGGAAAUUUGAGGGGGCUGAAUUCCGCCUCCCUCCCCCAAUUUUGCCGCCCUUCUAGAGAUGCCAUAUGUUGCGAUGGUGGGCUGAUUCCCACAGAAGAGGGUUUAGGAGCUGCUAGUUGUGGAUUUUUUUGCAUAUAGGAAGUGGACUUAUACCAGGCCAGACCAUUGGUGCACCCAGCUCAGGCAGUGGUUCUACAGGGUUUCCAGCAGGGGUCUCUCCCUGCCUUACCUGGGGACACCAGGCAUUGAACUUUCCAUAUGCAAAGCGGGAUCUUCCCUUCUGAACUAUGAACUUAAACACACAUCCUACUAGGUGAGGGCAGCAGGGAGAAUAUGUUCAGUGCUGUCUCAACCACCGCCAGUGAUGCAUAGUCAGUGGGGAAGAUACACAUAGGGAGAGUGAGCCUCUGGGGAUGGAGUCAGCGAACCCUCAAACCCAAAGCAAUUUAUGAUUAUGGUGUAGAAUUCUGUUUGUCUCAAAGAACACAAGAGCAGUAGCAUCCCCCACUGAUUUCCGUGAAACUUGCUUCAUUGUUUAGGGUUUAGAGAGUAUUAAUCACUUCAGGUCAGAGUUAUCUGGCUGCCAGAGAUUUAGCACAGGAAAUGGGAACAGGGAGGUGGAUGGCAAAUCUCAGUCCAAAUAACCGCUUAUAGUGAAAUGGGUGAAAUUGAUUAAAGCAGGGAGGCACAUUAUUCUAAAGUUGUCUUGGGUGUUGAGUAGGUUUGAGGCUGGAUGUACUAAAGGGGGUGGAUAGUUGGUCCCUUCCCCUUGUAGGGAUGUGGAAAGAAAUGAGUGACCUGGGCAAUAUAUCUGCAUUACCUCAGAAAGGCAAAAGGUUGAAAAGUAACUGAUGUAUUGCCAACCGUGAGUGGAAGCCUGUGAAAGGAUUUCAUCUCUACUUUCUGUGGUGACAGAGUGGGGGGUGAGUGGGUGGAUAUUGCUGCCACCUGUUCCAUAGCAAAUGGGGAGUGUAUGGGAAGAGGAAGGAGGAAGCUGACACCUAUGGCUCCCAGGUGGUUGGGAAGCAGCUGUCCCUACUGCCAUAGUAACUGGCACAAAGGGAGAUGGAACAACAUAUUGUAUUUUAGCAUGGAUGCAAAGGCGGUAGAGCAGGGGGCUGAACAGAGGUUGUGUUAAGAGAUGGACAUUGUGCUCUUACUUAUUUAUUUAUUUUGUUUACAUCCUGCCUUCUUAUCCCACAAGCUCAGGGUGCUGAAUAUGGUUCUCUUUCCCUGCACAAUUGCCCUGCACAACUGCCCUGCAAGAUAGGUUAGGCUGAGAGGUAGUGACUGGCGCCAUGGCCACCCAGUGAGCCAAGUGGGGAUUUGAACCUUGGUCUCCUAGGUCCUAGCUAUCUUUUGAAAGGGCUGUAGCCAGAAGUUACUGCUCAUAGUAUAAGUGCCCAUCCUCUUUUUUUGCUCUGGUGAACCACUGUUUGUUUUGUGCUGAAAAUCUGUUUGACCAGAGGUAGCAGGCAGCACCUGAAAUCACAGUGCACGUCCCAUGGGAAGCUCUGCCUCUCACAAAUCAUGUUCGGUUUUCUUAAAAACUGAAUGGUUAUCUGCCACCAGAAUGAUAAGGGAGCGUAAAUCGGAAGCAAUUGUUCACUCUUAAAAACUGGCACUUGGGGUCAUCUAAUAGAACCAAUCGGCAGUAUGUUGAAACUCUGCAAAAUGAAAUUACAUUCAGCUGACUGGCGAGCAGCCAGGAUCCAAGUGCACAUACCCCCUUGGCUAUGAUGCUCACCCUAACCUACUUUGCAGGAUUGGUGUGAGGAUAAAACUAGGAGGGAAGAACCACACAUGCUACAUUGAGCUCCUUGGAGGAAAGGCAGAAUAGAGAUGUAAUCAUAAUAGGCAGCUUUAAAGAUAGAUUAGGCAUGUUCACAGAGAGAUUUAGGUGGCUAGCCAUAAUUAGCUUAAAAUGGUAUUCAGAGGCAGUAAACAGCUGAUUUGUAAAUGCUGGAGACAAAGGCAAGAGCCACCCACUGUUACUCGUUUGUGAGCUUCCCUGGGGUGCACGCAGCUGAUCCUGUCAAGGGCAAAUUUCAGAUAAUCUGUUCAACAAGAACUGAUUCCGUGUGGCUGGGAAUUGUGUUAAGGGAAGCUGUUUAAAGUCAGUAUGUGACUUUCCUACCAGUGGGGACAUUUGACAGUCUUAAUAUUGCACCUGAGAAAUGGAGACUGAGAAUGAAAAAUGGAUCUUGAGUGAAUCGAAGUGUUUUUGCUUCCCAUGAUGAACACGGUCUCCUCCUGUCUUGCUGCUACCUCUCAUCAAACAGGUUUUGCAAGUUUUUGGAACAAUACAAAAACUUGCAAAAUCUGUUUACCUGCAGGGAAAGUGGGAUGAGUUGUGUGCACUGUGGGCAGCAACCAAACCCACUUGAAGUCCUAGUGCUGGGAAAACAGCAGAGAAAUAGAAAUACUAAAGAGAAUUUCCCUUUCAAGCCAUCUUCAAUUCUGGAAAAGAGCACAUUGCCUGUCUCCCGUUUGAAGUGUUCUUAUUACUGUAGUGGAAACUAGUUGCCCAGUCCAAGCAAUAUGUACAGAAGCAAACUCCUGGGAAUUUCAGCUGCAUUUUUAAUUACAUACUUAGUGCAGUCCAGCUUUUUCAAAAGCGCUCUGUAAACAUGAACUUGUUAAACCUGUGAGGUUGUGGCUGGAUUUUCCUGCGGUGCUGUCAAUCCAUGUACUGAUGGAGGCAAGUCAGUGAGCCUUUGGCAUGGCUUUGUGUCAGUGAAAUGCCCCAAUUUGCAACCCCUUACAAUUUUCCUACCCUCUCAUGACAGAUUCCGCUGCUGUUCAGCUAAGACAGAAUAUCAAACCUGCUUAUCGUACCGGGAGUGUGUCUCCUGCAGUUUACAAACCAUGUCGCUUUUGCAGCCAUGUGCAGCUUAUCGCAUCAAUGUUGUAAAGUUGUUAUAGCAGUUAAACAGGGCAGCAAGGGCAGGACUUCUGCAUAUUAUUUUGAAUUCAUGGCCUGCUGAGAGAAAACACGGAAUAGGAUGGAGUCACCUAGUUCCCAGUCUUUUCCACUUGGUCACUGUUGGGGAUGAAGGGAGGAUUGGGAUUUGGUUUAAUAAGGGAGCUGUCAUAUAAAAUCCUGCCCCUCUUCGCACUAUCAACACACAGCCCUUGUCCCUAGAGGGUUUCCCUCCCCUUUCUUUUGCCGCCUUAUCUGUUUUGUUUCUCAAACCUCCCUGCAGCAUGCAGCCUCUCCUGUUCAUGGGCCCUUUGUAACCAGAUGCCUUUUCCUGUUCCCUUCAAGCUGUUGCAAUGACAUUUAUUAAUCCUGUGACCUCAGAGCAGUUCAGCCAAUGAGACGAGUGAACUCAGCAUCAGGGGAAGACUUAUUUACAUACAUCAAGUCGUGUGUGUGUGUGUGUGUGUACUUCUGUUAAUAUUUUUUGAGAUGGGUUUUAGCAGCAACCUUUUUCAGCCAUGGGCCGGUCCGCCAUCCCUCAGACCAUGUGGUGGGCCGGACUAUAUUUUAGAAAAAAUAUGAACAAAUUCCUAUGCCCCACAAAUAACCCAGAGAUGCAUUUUAAAUAAAAUGACACAUUCUACUCAUGUAAAAACACGCUGAUUCCCAGACCAUCCGUGGGCUGGAUUGAGAAGGCAGUUGGGCCGCAUCCGGCCCACGGGGCUUAGGUUGCCUACCCCUGGGUUUUAGCCUAUAAUUCCCUCAUAAUCCUGGGUUGGGCAGGAAUGGGGUUGUUGUGUGCUGUCAGAAUUCAGUGCCUCUGACUUCCAGUUCUUAACCCUCCAGGCGCAAGUGGCCUUUCUUCAGGGGGAAAGGAAGGGCCAAGAGAACCUCAAGACAGAUCUUGUACGGAGGAUAAAGAUGCUGGAAUACGCUUUGAAGCAGGAGAGGUGAGCCAUGCCACACACCAGUGCGCCCCCCUUGUGGUGGCAGAGUGGGCACCUCUGGGUUGCUGCCGCUGCUGGGCUCUCAUUUGGGGAGAGGGUGGAGUUUCCCUCAUGGUGCAGUGGGGAGAGACAGUCUGGAUUCUUCUUUCCGCUCCUGGUAUCCUUGUGCGACAGUCGCCUCACCGUUGCAUUCUGCACCCAUCACCUGCUGUAAGGAACAUGACACGUGCUCAUUUGCUCCUAAGGUUUCUUCUGCUUCUUCCAGGUCAAAGUACCACAAGCUGAAAUUUGGCACUGAACUGAACCAGGGGGAAAAGAAAGCAGAUAUGUCAGAACCAGGUAUUGUGCUCCCGGCCCCACCCUCAGGUGUCUGGGCAUCUGCUCACUUGCACCUGUGAUGUUCCUUUAUCCUUUGCUGAGCCACCUGCCAGGGCCUAAACAGGUGCUUCCACUGUUGUUCCCCUGGAAUGGCAAUGACAUCCUCUCACAAUGAGAGACAUCCAGGAACCUGCUCCUGCAGUUGUUUUCCGAUGUGUCCGCUGCUCUUUUAAGUUCAGGCGGCUGGUGAAUGAGAGCUGGGCGUUCCUACUUAAGUAGUAUCUUGCACAGACUCCCUCACCUUCCAGACAUUCCAGGCUGUGUCCAGUGAAAUCUUACUCUUCCAACUUUUGGAGCUUGGAUUUCUUCCAUUGUUUGUUUGCUGUCUGGAAGUUGCCACAGGUGCCAAAACAAAUGGAAAGGCAGCCCAUAAGUAUUUAAAUAAACGUUGAGGCCGGUGCUUCGUUAGCAAUAGACUCCCUUUUGUGUUGAGGGGAAGGAGGAAAAGGGCAGGAGGGUAGAUUCAGGGAAGAGGCUCUAGCUCAGUGGCAAAGCUCAGGUUUGGCUUUGCAUACUGAAGUUCACUCCCAGACUCUGUGCUUCGUGUGCACAGGAAAAGCUAUCAAUAAAUAAUUUAAUUAAAGCAUUUUGUUAACCAUCUCUCUAGCCAAAGAUAUUCCUACAGUGGCCUUCAGAUCAGUUAAGAAUACGAGACAAUCCCUGUCUUCAGGCUUUCAGUUGAAAAGACACUGCACAAAAUGACAAAGGGAUUGGAAGGAGGAAAAUAGUUAUUGUUUAAAAGGCAUAGCAAAUCUGGGAGAGAAAAACCUUCCUGAGGCCCUGGAGCUGUCCUAGUGGCAGUCAGAGGAGACAGAGCUGGCCUGAAUGGGCCAAAAGAUCAGAGAACCUGGAAGAGGAGGGGAAAUUUGCUCUCCUUGACCGCUGGAAGACUUUCCUAGUCCUGCUCUAGGCCGUCCAUAUGGUUUGAGUUUUUCUGGGUUUUUAAAUAGCAAAUUCUGGCCUUGCUAUUUGCAAGGCUGAGAACAUACUGCAGAGGCCUGUUCACAACAUGCAAAGAGCGCAACCCACAGCGGCACGUCUGCGCACGCGCGGGUUGCAAUUCGUCACUUCUGCACAUGCGCGUGAUGUCAUUUUGUGCUUCUGCGCAUGCGCGAGCAGCGAAACCCGGAAGUAACCUUUUCCGGAACUUCCGGGUCGCUGCGGGACGUUAACCUGAAAGAACGUAACAUGAAGCAAAAGUAACAUGAGGUAUGCCUGUAGUUUCCUUGCCAGCUGCUGAUGGAAAGCUUUCCUCCUUUCGCCCCUAGUCUCCAACGGGCCAGCGGAACCGAUCUCCUUGGAGAGCAACCAGUUCAUGUGGAAGGAAGGGCGCCAACUCCUCCGCCAGUGAGUAGGAACUGAGCUCCUGGGGGUGAGCAAAGAGGCUCUGCCCUGUUGGCAGCCUCCCUCUAAGGCAGGCUUGUCCCGGGGCCUGCCAAGUUGCUCAGCCCUAUACUGAAGGCCCCUUUUGAUCGGCCUCCCCAGGUACCUGGAGGAAGUGGGCUACACGGACACCAUCCUAGACAUGCGAUCCAAGCGAGUCCGCUCUCUGCUCGGCCGCUGCUCCAUGGAACUGAACGGUGCUGCUGAGCCCAGCGGCCUGGGGACUGGGCCUGCGCCUGGACCUGCUGGGCUGAAUGGGGGCGAGUCCCUUCUCGUCAAGCAGAUAGAGGAGCAGAUCAAAAGGUACGUUAUCAGUCACUUUGGCCAUGGGGCAGCGAGGAAGAGAAGCUUCUCCAUGUUCCUUGCCCCCCCUUCAGAGUAGAGGGCCACCUUGACCCGCUGUCAACCCUCUGGGAGCCACACGCCUAAAGUAUGCAUGGCCAAUUGUAACUUCCCCCCCUUUUUAAUACAGUUUUUAAUGGGGGAGGGUUUUCUGUAUUAUAUCGCUGCUCUGAUUGCCAGCGCAGGGUACACAGGACUUUCACCAUAGAACUGCAAGGAGGGGGUGGCUCCCGUUUCUACAUUCAUUGAGGGUCAUGGCCAGUGUUCUUUUUUCAGAGUUUGCAUUUUUUAAACCAGAUGUUCAGACUCUGCGUUACUCUGAUAUUUUCCUACUUCCGUGGUCUGUGGCUAGCAGUAGGGAAUGAAACACCCAUGGGAUGUACAGAGGAGACCUUUUCGAAGAGCAGGUUCCUUAAGGCCAGGGGAUGAGACUGGGCUGGCAGUCGUCCCUGUACAGGACAAAGGGUGUAGUGCUGGUGCCUGUGGAAGGGACUUUUCAGUGGUGGCCCCACAUCUGUAUUUUUUUUAUGAAAGCGCGUGUAGAUGCAGCCUUUUUGCCAGGCUUUUGGAUGAGGGAAAUUUGUCAGAUUGCAUUUAUUAACAGUUGGAUGCAGCUGUUUCAAUUCUGAGUUGUAUUUGUGUCAUGUUGUUGUUGUUGUUUGGUAGUUACAUUGUUCAAUAUGCCGUAAACCUCCCUGUGGCCUCUUGCAAAAGGUGGGAAAUAAAUAAAUAAAAUGAAAACCCUGGUCAGGGAAGGUUGUGCAUAGCCUUGCACUGUGGUGGUCCAUAAAGUCAUAAGUGACUGUGCUGAUGGCUGUCAGUUGAUCCAGGAAUGGAUCUACACAAAUCAAAUUAGAGGAGGGAGUGUGGAAUCCCUCAGUGAAUAUAUUUCAAGCCUGUUUUGGAGCUGAGUUCAUAUUCCCCAUACAACAAUUUGCUGCUGCUUUUCUCCUGAUAAUGAGCAUGCUUUUCUGUUUUCACGUGAGGCAACCCUAGACCCCAGUGUCAGUUGUUCUUCCUUACCCUUCUUACUUGCAGGAAUGCUGGGAAGGAGGCAAAGGACCGGACCGGCGGCUCCGUGAUGGAGAAGAUUCCCUUCUUGCAGGGCUGCGAGGAAGAAGACGACAGUGAUGAGGAGAAGGACUUGGAAAGCCUGCCCCUGGAGACGCAGCGGCAACACAAGAAGCAGCGAGUAAAGGUAUCCUCCCCGCCAUGAACCUAGCAAAGAGAUGGAGGACUUAGUUUAGCACCAUGGAGGCAAGGGGGCUGAACUUAGGUUUCUUGAAGGGAAUUGGGUUUUUUUAGCAAUAUAGAACAGAGGGCAGGGAGUCAGAAUCAUAGAACUGCAGAGUUGAGAGGGGCCUUUGAGAGCCAUCUAGUCCAACCCCCUGCAAUGCAGGAAUAUGCACCUUUCCCAUACUGGGAUCGGACUUGCAACCUUGGUGUUAUCAGCUCUAACCAACUGAGCUAUCUGCAGCUGCAGAUAUUUUACUUAUUUCUUAAACUUCUUAGCUUAGUUCUCCAAGUGACUUUCAGCAAUUUAUAUAUCACGUGUGUGUGUGUACAUAUGCACCCACACACCCACAGAGUAUAAGAAAAGGGGGUGUCAUACAAUGCAGCAAUCUGUUGUUUAAUAUAACAUUCAUGGAAACAAACAAGCAUUAACUAUGCUCAAAUAAUAAACAGAGAAUAUUCCCACUCACUAAUACCCCCCUUAUAACCGCACCCACCCAGAAGUCUAGUAUCAGGCCAGCUAUUCCAAAUCAGCAUACUCCUCCAGGGAUGGUCCAUCAUCUCCUCUCCCUUUGUGGGAAGCAAGAGCAAGGCAAAACAGGCAUUUGGAUUGUAGCUUCUAUCCCCGGCUCUGCCAGGGCAGUGAAAUCUCAUCCAUUAGUCCAUUGGUUUCCCCCCUUUAGGCUUGUGGCUCCCAUUCACAGUUGAGGCUGUUGUGUUGGCAUUUUGCCACACUUUAAAUACUCUUUAUUAUUGUAUUCAAGUUGGAAAAGCAAAGCGUAAAUCUUCUCCUGCCAGUCUUUGCCCAGUGACAUGCCCACAAAGGACUUGUAAGUCCACAGUGGUCUCUGGAAUCUCUUUGUUAGGAACGGUGGGCCUGGGGGUUGGGCCUUUUCAUUCUGUGCUCCCCCCCUCCGCUACUGUUCUGAGGACACAAAGGGACAUGGAUACCUACAAAACUCACCUGCAGUAGGCCAUAAACUGGCCCGGUCAUGCUCCUUAGUUUCAGGCGGGGAGGUUCUCUUGUCGGGCUGGUGCUUGCCCAUGCAGAUGUGGCCACAAUGCACAUCCAAGCUCUGAUUUGCCCCUGUCCCUCUCGGCAGCUCACCAACAAGCCCCUGAUGCCAGAAGUGGAGGAUGAAGACGACGACGAGGACUCUGAGGAUGCACUGAGCGAGUUCGACUUCCUUGGCUCGGGGGAGAACGGCGAGGGGUCUGGGGACAUGCGGCGAGCGGGAGACGGCAAUGAACUUGGUAGUUACAGAGCUGCAUCUAAGUUUCCUCUGCAUCUGAAAUGCCCCCUUGGCUGCAUGGGGGUUUCCUGAUUAAUUCCUCCUGAUUGUGUCUCAGUCAGCUAUCGGGGUGGAGAUGUGGGGGGAAACGCCUGGGCACUUUUACCGCGAUUGACCAACGUUCAGCAGCUGGGUCAUCUCGGCUGCUGUGUGUUGGCCAGAGGCUGGUUUGACCUUCUCUUCUCCAACUCCCCCCCCCCCUUCUGCAGAAAGCCGCCGGGUGAAGCUGCAGGGCAUGCUAGCCGACCUCCAAGAUGUGGAUGGGCUUCCCCCGAAAGCUUCCAUGCCGGCAGCCAUCUCCAGUCAACCCAGAUCUCACGAAGGUGCAAAGGCUUGGUUUGUCCUUUAUGCCGCACCCCCUUUCCUUUGGGCAUUGUUUUUUGAUUUUAUUAAAUUCGUCCAACAUUAUCACAGCACCAUGCAGGUCAAGAAAUACCCCACCCCUAACCCAGAAACUGGUGUUCGGGCAAUGCAUGCAAAAUAACAACCAAACAAGUUAUUAUCCCAGGCUGCUAUUUGUAUAGAAAGCAACGAACAUUUUAAGUUACCCAGUGAAAGUUUUCUAAUGUGUGGGGAAGUCCUCUACUUUCAGUUUUAGCCUUGUGGGUAAUAAAGUCGUGCCAUUCAGUCUGCUUCAAGCCUUGUGCCAAUUUUAUUUUAUUUUAAUUUUCCCACAAGCGCUGUUUGCCACACUUCCCUGUUGCCAUCCAAAACAACCUACACCCUGCCCUGUUUCCUUUGUCCUGUAGCUGGCGCGUUGCCACACUCGUAAGCUUUCCUCUCCCCUCCCCGGAACAGGUUCCCUGGGCUUCUCCUCGGAUGUUUUUAUAAUGGACACCAUUGGCGGAGGAGAGGUCAGCCUGGGAGACCUCGCGGACCUGACCGUCACCAACGACAAUGAGCUAAGUUGCGAUGUGAGUUCCGAGACUCGUCGGUUUCCAUUCCCGCCCCCCGCUGCCUCCUCAAGCCCUCUUCUGUUCCUCUGGCUACUGCCACGGGGGCAGCCUGAGCUGGGAAAUAAUCUUCCAUGAGUGGGAGGUGGUGAGGAAGCAGCUCUGUAGCAGCGGGGGAGGUUCGGGCUGGGGAGGGGCACCUGACUAAGCAGCCCCUCUAUUCUUUCUCCUCCUUCUCUCCUCCACCCCUGCCUCAGCUCUCGGACAGCAAAGAUGCCUUUAAGAAGACGUGGAACCCCAAGUUCACCCUACGGAGUCACUACGAUGGCAUCCGGGCCUUGGUCUUCCAUCACUCCGAGUCCGCGCUGGUCACCGCCUCGGAGGACGGCACACUGAAGCUGUGGAACCUCCAGAAGACGGUGGCCGCCAAAAAGUGAGCGCAGGGAGGACCUGCUGUCUUUAGAGCUGGAAAAAGGCAGACCAAGAACUCAGGCCAAUAUAAGUUUCAGUAGUGGGAGCGGUCCCUACUCGCAAAUCAAUAGCCAGUUGUAACAAAAACUAAUCCAUUCAAAAGUAUGUAUUCUGACAAGGAUUACAAACUCAAAUAGAGAUUACAAACUCAAACAGAGACUACAAACUCAAACUCAUAAGGAUAUGUAUAUCCAAUUAUGGAUCAGAAACUAGUAAGUUCAUGUUAGUCCAUAGUCAGAUUUGAUGUGAAGGUCUUAGUUUCAAUCAUUGGGCAGAAGUCAGUUAUGGAUCAGAAACCAUUGACUACUGAUUUGCGAGUAGGGACCACUCCCACUAUUGAAACUUAUAUUGGCCUGAGUUCUUGGUGUGCUUUUUUCUUGGCAUAUUUAAUAACAAGAACUCCAACUUAUUUAAUGUCUUUAGAGCUGCAGCUAGCUGGCUCCCUCCCUGGAGAAGGGCAAGGUGGCUUAGCAUGCCUCCGAUCGCCAGUUACUGAGGAGUAGCGGCAGGGAAGGGUCCUUGCCCUUGCAGGCGUCCUGUAGUCAUCUGGUUGGUGACUGUGGGAAAUUCGAUGCUGGAGGAGGUCGCUCUGUGGUCCGGCCCAGCAGGUCUCUCAUUACAGGGAAGAAACUGCUUUAGGCAUUUCUGUGUGCCAGAUGGAUGCCUGUUUUUUGUCUCCGCCUGCCAUGGCUCCCAGUCAAGGAAUGCUGUAGGACUGUGGAGAGUUGUACAGACAUUUCCCAGAGUUCUUGUGGGGAUAGGGGAGAGAUGGGAUCCACAAAGUGGUUUAAACUUGUAGCGUCCCUGUGGGAGAGAUGCCCCCAGGAGAUGAUUCGUGCAUUGCAAGAGGUUGGACUAGAUCGCCCCCGGGGGGGGGGGUCCCUUCCAACUCCCUCCAAAUCUGUUACCAUUAUUAUUAAUAAAAUUUGUAUUCCGCCCUUUAUCCAUAGAUCUCAGGGCAGUUCACAACGUAAAAAUACAAAAUGCAUAAUAAAAACAAGAACGAAAAGAAAGCAGUAACCCCUAGUGAUAGAUUCUGUGAAACUGUAUGAGGAAAGCAUACAAAAGUAACCAGUCACAGGAGACGAAAAGAGCUGCGACACAAUGGGAGUUGUUGCACGUAAGCUCAGCCUGCAAGUGAGAAAAGCAAAGACGACAUGUAGAUGUGUAGGCCACCCAUCUGACUCUUUUGUCAUCCCUCUUUGCUGUUACAGGAAUGCAGCGCUCGACGUGGAGCCAGUCUAUGCAUUCAGGGCACACAGGUGUGUAUAGGAGUCGAGCAGGCGCAAGGGGAAGGCAUUGAUCCCUAGCUAACCUGUCAGCUGCCCUAAAGCAGAACUGCCUGUUGGAUUCCCCCUGGUGGGUGUCGGGGGAGCAUUAGUGGGUACAGCCCCACCCUCGUUCCUUCCGCUCCUUUUCAUGCACCCGUUGCUGUUCCCUGCUAGGGGCCCGGUGCUUUCUGUUGCCAUGGGCUGCGACAGCGAAUAUUGCUACAGUGGAGGCGCAGACACGAGGAUCCGUUGCUGGAGGAUCCCGGAACUUGGCAUGGACCCCUACGAUGGCUAUGGUAGGGACAGGCAAGGGCUGCCCCAACUCUGCUGCUUCUUGUCUCCUUGCUUGCAUUCUUUGAUCUAGGGAUGAAUGCUGUUUUCAGCACAGUGACAUUACAUGGACAAGAUUUGGGGGUGCCUCGCCGCACCCUGCAAGUUUAGAAUUGGGGACCAGGUUGGGUGGGGUGGCAGUAUUGCCGACUGCUGGUUUUUGCAAGGCUGGAGCCUCCACAAACUAUUCACUGCCGAGUUGCGACGGUAACUCCCUGCAUGUUUUGCGUCUUGGAGGGCAGAGCGUUUGUGGGGUCUGGCCUUCUCGUGUGCAUGGACCAGGAAGCAAAGCUCAUGCUCUUCUCUAUCACUUGCCCUCCAUUUGGCCAGAGGGCUAAAUCCAAUGCACCUAUUGUGGUGACGCACGCAGAGAGAGCUUCCCCAGUUGUGGAGCUCCAUCCCAGCACAGGGAGGCUCACCUGGCGCCUGCUCUGGCACGGGCAUUUAAAGUUUCCAGGCUCUCUCUCUUUUAUUUAUGUUACUUGGAUGUUUGCUGCACGAUGCUCCUGCUUUUGAGCAUCAGGUUCUGUUUGCAGUUCUAUUAGCCUCCCCUAGAAAUACACGUGUCGAAGGGGGAAAUAUUAAAUGCAUGAAAUAAAUAACUUUGUUUGGGCCUUGGCUCUGAAGUACCGUAUUUUUUGCACCAUAACACUCACUUUUUUCCUCCUAAAAAGUAAGGGGAAAUGUCUGUGCGUGUUAUGGAGGGAAUGCCUACGGGUGGCAUGCCUACAGAUUUUCCUCCUCUAAAAACUACGUGCGUGAUAUGGUCGGGUGCGUGUUACAGAGCGAAAAAUACGGGUAUAUGUGAUGAUCUAGGCCAUCUGUCAUUGCUGCGCGAACCUUGAAAGGGAGGCAGGCAGCGCUAGGUUUUGCUUUUGUUCUUGUUCCUGGCCCAGACCCAAGUGUGCUCGGCAACGUCUUGGACGGACACACAGACGCCGUUUGGGGCCUGGCCUUCAGCUCCUCGAAGAACCGCUUGGCUUCGUGCUCUGCAGAUGGCACGGUGAGGAUAUGGGACCCCAGCAGCAGCAACUCCUCCUGCCUCAGCACCUACACUGCAGACAGUGGUGAGCCUCUGCCUCUUUUUGAUCACGCUGGGCCCUUGGAUCCUGCCGAAGGGCUUCUCAUUCGUUCGUGGUGUGAAGUUGCUCUGCCUUUCCCUCUCAAGCUCAGACCCCAAAGUGUUGGUGCUGACCUUUAAAGCCUUAAAUGGCCUCGGUCCAGUAUACCUGAAGGAGUGUCUCCACCUCCAUCGUUCUACCCGGACACUGAGGUCCAGUGCCGAGGGCCUUCUGGCGGUUCCCUUACUGCAAGAAGCCAAGUUACAGGGAACCAGGCAGAGAGCCUUCUCGGUAGUGGCACCCGCCCUGUGGAAUGCCUCCCACCAGAUUUCAAAUAGAAAAACAACUACCAGACUUUUAGAAGACGUCUGAAGGCAGCCCUGUUUAGGGAAGCUUUUAAUGUUUAAUAGGGAGGGACGCGGGUGGCACUGUGGGUUAAACCACAGAGCCUAGGACUUGCCGAUCAGAAGGUCGGAGGUUAGAAUCCCCACGACGGGGUGAGCUCCUGUUGCUCGGUCCCUGCUCCUGCCAAUCUAGCAGUUCGAAAGCACAUCAAAGUGCAAGUAGAUAAAUAGGUACCCCUCUGGCGGGAAAGUAAGCGGCGUUUCCGUGCGCUGCUCUGCUUCGCCAGAAGCGGCUUAGUCAUGCUGGCCACAUGACCCGGAAACUGUACGCCAGCUCCCUCGGCCAGUAAAGCGAGAUGAGCGCCGCAACCCCAGAGUCGGCCACGACUGGACCUAAUGGUCAUGGGUCCCUUUACCUUUAUUUUAAUAUUCUGAUGGAAGCCGCCCAGAGUGGCUGGAGAAACCCAGCCAGAUGGGUGGGGUAUAAAUUUAUUAUUAUUAUUAUUAUUAUUAUUAGGGCGCUCAAUCUCUCGUAGCAGCUAGAAGUUAAUAACAUCUGGAGCAUUGAAAACCUCACAUACCCUCAGCAGAUAAUUCAGGGCUUCUCCAAAAAGGGAGGGAGGGCUUCUUAAGAGGGAUAAAGGUGCAGUGGCUCAGAGAAGAGUCAAAACAAAGAUUAGAGAUAUAUAAAUCCUCAAGGUUAGGUGGAGAUUCAUCAACUCUGUGCAGUAUGGCUUGGGCAGAGCAACUUCCAGUUCUCUCCAAAUCCUUCCGACUGCUGUGGUCACCCUUGGACCAUCGCCAGAACCCAGUGCUUAGAUGCUUGUCUCUACCAUCUUCUGCAGAGAACGGAAUCCCUACCUCCAUCACCUUCUCCGGUACCGACCCUGCACACGUCGUGGCAGCCUUCCAGACAGGAUGCACAGUUCUCUAUGAUGUGGAAGCCAACUGCUCUGUCCUGACCCUGGAAUCCAGGCCAGCCAGCGGUGAGUUGGGGCUGAGAGUGGGGUGGGGCUAGCAAAAAAAAAAGUGUAAACAUAACAAAAACAGAGAAUCAAAAAUGUUAACCAUAAAGCAUGACAACAUAAAAGGACAAAAUUACAACAACAACAACAUGAAGGCACCACAGCUCCAAAGGGAUAAUAAAGCAUUGGCUCAUACAAAGAUUCCCUUUAUAAAUAAAAAUGAUGUAGAAAAAUAAAAGUCUUCUCCAUCUGUGAGUUUCUGCCAUUAUUGAGAAUAAAAUGCAGAGAAUACUUCACAAAACACAUACAUAAAAUACAUACGUGGACUUGUUUCGAUUAAUGUCUGCAGGAGACUUUGUGGAUAUUUAAGUUAUCAUUAGAAAAAUCUUAAUAAUUAUUCAUAAAGGAAACAGUUUAUAAGAAGCAAAUAAGGAGGCCAGAUACAGGAUAAUGGAAGUCUUUUAUUUGGUUGUUGGUAUUGUUGUAUGUUAUGUUUACUGUAUGUUAUGUUCACGUCUAAUGAAGGUGGAUUUGUAUAUUGGGGGGUGGGGGGUUGUGUUAUGUUGUAAAUAAAAUUCCAAUAAAAUUUAAAAAAGAAAUUAAAAAAAGAAAAAAGAAGAGAAUAAAGGUUCUGUUUAGUCUGAAAUGAGUCAGAAACCUGCCUAUAUUGGUGGCAUUUCUGUUCUCUUGCACAAAGUGGGACAUUUCCCCAAGCAGGAGUGUCAUCCUAGCGAGUUAGAUUGGGUUGCUUAGGACCAGGGGUUAUGAUGAUAAACCAGCAACAGCGUUUACAGGUCCCUUGUUUAGAGACUCCCCAAGAGUGGGUUUGUUUCUUGCUGGGGUGUAGUUGUGUGUGUGUGUGUGUGUGUGUGUGUGUGUGACCAUUGGAAUACUGUGUACAUAAUUUCAAGGUAACAUUACUGUAAUGGUUCUAGGGGUUGCUCGUGCGUAAGCCAGUGCAAACACCUGGCUGGAAUGCCUGAGUGAACCUUUUCUGUCCGGACAGCCACUCACCCGUGGCUGUCUCAAUCGCUGGUAGAAUCCAUCAGUGGGCGUUUCUUAAACUUCUUCCAGCAAAGAAGCUCUUUGACGCCUAGUCGCCUCCUACUCUCUCUGCGCGAAAGCCUUCUGCGCAAGGAGGGCGUAGGCAGUGGAGGACCUCUACUCUCCCUGCUGGUCCCCGGCAAGAAGUCAUGGGACCGCCUCGCCGCUUCCCCCAUCUGCCCCCCUUCUCCACUGGUGCUACGCUGAUUCUCUUCCCCAGAGGAUGGGCUGCCUCUCCCAAUCCCGGGGCGCUCUCUGGAAUCCCUCUGGAUUUUGCUCUCUCCCCCUCUGGCACUGAUGGCAGUUCCCUGACAAUUACACUUCAUUUCCACUUUAUCUCACACGGGGCUCAAACCCACAACCCUGAGAUUAAGAAGCUCAUGCUCUACCGACUGAGCUCUUGCCGGGGUGUAGUUGUGGACAGGACAGAGGUGGGAUAGGCAAGGGGAUCUCUGAGGAAUCUAGAAGAGGAGAGAGGGGGGAAAUCAAAGCGCCUCGACAAAAUUCAGAGAAGAUAAAAUUUUGGAAUUGGAACUGUGCUAUAAGGGGCUUUUGGGUCUAAGAAUAGAAGCUGCUGGGAGUGAAACACACUUGCUGUGAAUCUUAUUUCUACUGACAAGUGAAAUACAUAAAGUGAUUGUAGCAUUAACUAAGUGAAUGAGUUUGGGUUGGUUAAGUUUACAAAUGAGCAGAAGCCCAAAAAAAUUUAGGUGCAAUUGUGUGCAUAAUCUUGGGAACAGCACCCCCUUCUCAGUCAUAGAAGGAGGAAUACCUCUAUUACAUUGUACUUUUAUUUUUUUAAAUUUAGAACUCUGUCCAGUUAAUUCUGGGCGCAUUUUUGUUUCAAGCCAAAAUAAAUAAAUCAUUCAUACAAGGCAGCUUUGUGCUGGCUUAGGCUGAUGGGAAUUGUAUUCCGAAAACCUCUGGAAGGCCCCAGGUGUGGGAAGGGCUGGUAUAAUGUUUAGUCUGUUUAAAAACUUGGCAGAAAUAAGUAACAUAUGGCACCUGGCCCUCACAUUCUCUUUCAGGGUCUCCCGAGUGCAAAUUCAGCAAAAGUUUGAGGCUGCCUCCUUGGAGAAGUUUCUCCUUUUCCACAUCUCUGCUCUUAUCCAAGCAAAGGUUUGCUUGUCCAAGGACUGUCCUUAAACUCUCCUCCCUUCCUCUCUGAACAGGAUCCAGUCAGAUCAACCAAGUUGUGAGCCACCCAACCCAGCCGAUCACUAUCACAGCCCAUGACGACCGAGGGAUCCGCUUCCUGGACAAUCGCACAGGUAGGGCUGUUGCUUGGGGGCCAGAAUGGAUGAGUUGGCAGAAACCUGUAACCUCUGCCUCCUUCGCAGUGAUUAGAAGAGCACUUGCUUCUCAAACACAGUUUUAAGUUGGCAGGUUCCCUCUGAACACGAUUUUCCAAAUAACCCAGGAACGGGAGUUGCGUACAUGUCUACAUUUUGUAACUCAGGGGAAAAAUGUUCUCCUCUUUGUGCAGGGAAAGCUGUGCACUCCAUGGUGGCACACCUGGACGCUGUUACCUGUCUCGCUGUAGAUCCCAACGGAGUGUUCCUUAUAUCAGGAAGUAAGUGCUGCCUCCUCCAUCUCCAUAUGUGGUGUUGUUGUCGUUUAGUCGUUUAGUUGUGUCCGUCUCUUCGUGACCCCCUGGACCAGAGCACGCCAGGCACUCCUGUCUUCCACUGCCUCCCACAGUUUGGUCCAACUCAUGCUGGUAUCUUUGAGAACACUGUCCCACCAUCUCGUCCUCUGUCGUCCCCUUCUCCUUGUGCCCUCCAUCUUUCCCAACAUCAGGGUCUUUUCCAGGGAGUCUUCUCUUCUCAUGGGAUGGCCAAAGUAUUGGAGCCUCAGCUUCAGGAUCUGUCCUUCCAGUGAGCACUCAGGGCUGAUUUCCUUCAGAAUGGAUAGGUUUGGUUUUCUUGCAGUCCAUGGGACUCUCAAGAGUCUCCUCCAGCACCAGAAUUCAAAAGCAUCCAUUCUUCAGCAAUCAGCCUUCUUACUGGGAGCUUUCUCUUAUGUGCACAGUAGAACCCCAGUCUGCAAAGUGGGUCCCCCCAGUGGCAGAGCAGAAUGUCAGGCUCCUCCCGUGAAUGUACUCAGCUUUAUUCUAGACAGUUUUGACCUUGGCAUCAGGAACUGGCAGUUGCUGGGUUUUAAUCCAUCCUUUGUGAAGGGCUUGAGUUGGCCUUCCAAUCUCACCCCUUAAAGGUGCAAAUUCAGGUCUGUAAAUGUCACGGAGCCAGCCAGUCAGUAAAUCACACCAUUUUCAAUGCUGGGGUUAACAUUUUAUCAGCAAAACAUGAUCUUCACAGAUUGGACAGACUUUCAGGCCUCAUGAGCACAGCAGUUCAUGCCCUGUGGGUCUUACCCCUUGAAACCAGUUGCUGAAAUUCCCCACUUCCCCGCAGCCUAUUUUUCCUCCUCCUGAGGGCAUCUUUCCAGCAACCGGAUACUGUGCCCGCAUGCACAGUCUGUCUUUGCUCCUCCUUUUUCAUACCUCUUUCUGGGAGUCGGGGAGGGGAGCCUGCCACAUCAGGAGGGGGAGACCAGUGUGACUCUUUACCAGCCUGAACUCAUCUCUGCCUCUUGGCCUCUGCUUCUGCCUCUGAUUCUGGACUGCUCUCUGCCACAGACUCUCCCAGCUCACUAAGCCCUGUCACCUCUCCAGCUUCCAACACUUCCUCCUCCCAGUCUUCUCCCUCUGAUCACUCAUCAUCUCACCAUCAUUCCCUAGGCUCAUGAGCCUUCUUCCCUUGGGGAUUGCCCAGCCAGCUCCUCCCACCACUCCUCUGUGACCUCCCAGUCCCUGUGGCCCUGGGACUUUGGCAACUGGCCCAGUUUGCGGGCUUGUGGGAUGGACGGGCCUUUAGUCCGACACCCUAUUUCCUCGCCAUAGUGGCUUCGCACCGUCCCCUCCUUCGACAGCUUAGAGGUCUGCCGGUACCUUUGGCAAUCUUCACAGAACUUUAGUCUAAUGGUUGCCAUCAAUUUGAUUUGAAUUAAUUUUAUAAUGAAAUGAUUUUAGAGUGUUGUACUAUUUUAUUGUUGUUAGCCGCCCUGAGCCUGGCUUUGGCUGGGGAGAGUGGGAUAUAAAUAAAAUUUAUUUUUAUUAUUAUUAUUGUUAUUAUUAUUAUUAUUAUUAUUAUUAUUAUUGUUAUUACCCCUUAACUAAGCCUCGUGCGUGCCUGGGCACGUGGGCUUCCUUGCUUAACCCCCCUGGCCCUUCCGCCUCUCCUAGGCCACGACUGCUCCCUCCGGCUGUGGAACCUCGACAACAAGACCUGCACGCAGGAGAUCACAGCUCACCGCAAGAAGCACGAAGAGGCCAUCCACGACGUGGCCUUCCAUCCCAGCAAGGCCCUGAUUGCCAGCGCUGGGGCCGAUGCCCUUGCCAAGGUCUUUGUAUGA